Messenger RNA from Numida meleagris (helmeted guineafowl), 842 nucleotides. RefSeq names its product inverted formin-2-like. Gene Ontology annotation, biological process: actin cytoskeleton organization. The transcript is spliced from 5 exons. Lineage: Eukaryota; Metazoa; Chordata; Aves; Galliformes; Numididae. The record is from RefSeq and is a predicted model, not a curated record. Bases 132 to 842 code for a protein of 236 amino acids. Gene Ontology annotation, molecular function: small GTPase binding; actin binding.
UAAACCGGGCGCGGCCGCCGCGGGCGGGCGGACGGGCAGAGCCCGGCGGGUGCGGGCUCCGGCGGACGUUGUGUUCCCGCUGCAGGCUGCGCGCCCGCCGGCCGCAGGAGACCGCUGCGGACAAACAGUUCAUGAUGUCAAUCAAAAAGGAAGGUGCCCACAAGAAAUGGGCUGCCCUGAAGGAGAAACUCGGGCCCCAGGAUACCGACCAGUCAGAGGCCAACCUGGAAAAUGCAGAGCCAGAGCUGUGCAUCCGCCUCCUGCAAAUGCCAUCGGUGGUGAACUACUCCGGGCUGAAGAAGCGUCUGGAGAACAGUGACGAUGCUUGGAUGGUCCAGUUCCUGGAGCUCUGCGGAUUGGACCUCCUCCUGGAGGCUCUGGACAGGCUGUCUGGCAGAGGGGUGGCCAGGAUUUCCGAUGCCUUGCUACAGCUCACCUGCAUUAACUGUGUGAGGGCAGUCAUGAACUCCCGCAGGGGCAUUGAAUACAUUGUGAGCAACGAGGGCUACGUCAGAAAACUCUUCCAAGCACUUGACACAACUAAUGUCAUGGUGAAAAAGCAAGUAUUUGAACUCCUGGCUGCACUGUGCAUUUACUCAUCAGAUGGCCAUGGUUUGGCUUUGGAUGCCCUGGACCAUUACAAGAAUGUGAAGAACCAGCAGUAUCGAUUCAGUGUCAUAAUGAAUGAGCUGUCCAACACAGAUAAUGUGCCAUACAUGGUGACACUGCUGAGCGCUAUCAAUGCCAUCAUACUGGGGAAAGAAGACCUAAGAACAAGAACACAGAUCCGAAAUGAGUUCAUAGGGCUUCAGUUGUUGGAUAUCUUAGACAAGCUAAGGUAG